Molecule: messenger RNA, 3705 nt
Organism: Lacerta agilis (Sand lizard)
Lineage: Eukaryota; Metazoa; Chordata; Lepidosauria; Squamata; Lacertidae
Product: multiple PDZ domain protein-like
Molecular function (GO): protein binding
Source: RefSeq, a predicted model, not a curated record
GGAGCGCCGAUGGGAACGGUUAGGAUAGGAGUCGCAAAGCCGUUGCCUCUUUCACCAGAAGAGGGCUAUGUUUCUGCUAAGGAAGAUUCCUUUUUCUACACUGCCCAGUCCUUUGAGGAGGAAGGGCCAGCUGAUUCAGCCCUCUUCCAUGCUGAGCUGGCUCUGGUGGAUUCAAGUGAGGCAGAUCUAGUGGAGGAAUCCACCUUCGAAUCGCACUAUUCCCCAGACCAUGAUGGUACAUUCCAGUCUUCAGUUUCAGCUCUGCAUGGCAGCGCCUGUGCCGAUGAUCUGAAGUAUAACCUCUCACUACCCUCGUCGACUCCCAAGGCUGUUUGCAAAGAAAGUUCAAAUGCCUCAGUCGGUUACCAUUUACCAGACCAAAACCUGUACACCAUGGAUCUAAUGCAAAGGGGAGCAGAGAACAGAUCUUCUGCUGAUGUAUGUGUGGAACAGUCUGCUGGGAUCACAAGAAAAGACCCAGUAACGCAUUCUCCUAAGAAACAAGCUGAACAUGAAAGCACAGGAACUUGGACAGCUGAAGCCUCACGCAAUGCAAAUUUAACUUCUAGAUUGAACCCUGACGCUACUGGGAAAGACCACGUACUCUUGAUGGAAAAUAACAGCUUAACGCACGCUGGGAGGUAUUCUGCAACCCUAAAUACAAACAAAAACAAGUUUGAGAAGACGAUUACUAUUGCAAAGGGCAAUUCAAGUUUAGGGAUGACAGUAAGUUCCAAUAAAGAUGGCUCUGGAAUGAUAGUCCGCAGCAUUAUCCACGGGGGUUCCAUAAGUCGCGAUGGCCGCAUUGGUGUCGGGGACUGCAUUCUGUCUGUCAAUGAGGAACCCACAACUAAUUUAACCAACGCACAGGCACGAGCUAUGCUGCGGAGACAUUCCCUCGUCGGACCAGAUAUAAAAGAAAUUCCAGAACUACCAGAACGGGAAGAAGGUGAAGGAGAAGAAAGUGAACUUCAGAAUGCAGGCUACAGUAACUGGAACCAACCAAGGAGGGUUGAACUCUGGCGAGAACCCAGCAAGUCGCUGGGAAUCAGCAUUGUCGGUGGACGAGGAAUGGGAAGCCGGCUGAGCAGUGGCGAAGUCAUGAGAGGAAUCUUCAUCAAACACAUUCUUGAAGACAGCCCUGCUGGCAAAAAUGGAACCUUGAAAACAGGAGAUAGAAUAGUGGAGGUGGACGGAAUUAACCUCAGAGACGCAAGCCACGAACAAGCUGUGGAAGCCAUACGGAGAGCAGGCAACCCAGUAGUCUUUAUGGUACAAAGCAUUAUAAACAGACCAAGGGCAUCUAGCCAGUCAGAUUCAGAGCCGGAAAAGACUUCGUCUUGUAACCUGCUCCUGCCGCCUCCUUCCCUGUCUCCAGGAAUGAGCAGUGAGGUUUUGCAGCAAUCCUGCAACCAAUACCUGGAAGAGCUGGAUAAGGAAGAUGAGUUCGGGUACAGCUGGAGAAAGAUCAGUCACCGGUAUGGGCAUCUGUCUGGAGAUCUGCACAUGAUAGAGUUGGAGAAAGGGAAGACUGGCUUAGGACUCAGCCUAGCUGGGAACAAAGACCGGUCCAAGAUGAGCGUUUUUGUAGUGGGAAUUGAUCCAAACGGAGCAGCUGGAAAAGAUGGCAGGCUGCAGAUUGCAGACGAGUUACUGGAAAUAAAUGGACAAGUUCUCUAUGGAAAGACUCACCAGAAUGCAUCUUCAAUAAUAAAAUGUGCACCUUCUAAAGUAAAAAUCAUAUUUAUCAGAAACAAAGAUGCUAUCCAACAGAUGGCUGUUUGUCCUGGGAAAUCAGCAGAGACUUCACCUUCCUCUUCUGGGCUACUUCAGUAUGAAGAGGGUGAAGUGAAUGACCCAAGCUCUAUUUUUCCCAUAGACCAGAGUUUAUAUAAGAAUAUUAAAAAUGUGGAAUUGCCUAAAGAUCAAGGAGGCAUAGGUAUUGCCAUCGGUGAAGAAGACACAUUUAACGGUGUGGUUAUUCAGAGCUUAACAGAGCAUGGUGCAGCAGGAAAGGAUGGCCGAAUUAAGGUUGGAGAUCAGAUUCUGGCAGUGGACGAUGAAGUUGUUGUGGGGUAUCCUAUAGAAAAGUUUAUCAGUUUGCUGAAGACAUCAAAGCCCACUGUGAAACUCACAAUCAAUUCAGCCGAAGAGGAGAGUCAGACAGCUGCUCAGCCACAAACACCGGUUUACAGUACUACUUCGGGUGAGAGAACUAAUAUCCAACAAUCAGCCGUUGUUUCACCUUCUGAAUCACCAGAACCAGAGUCAGUUAAAAACACAAGCAGGUCCUCAACUCCAGCCACAUUGAUAUCUGACCCAGCUACAUGCCCAAUCAUCCCGGGUUGUGAAACGACAAUCGAUAUCUCCAAGGGACGUACCGGUCUUGGCUUGAGCAUAGUAGGAGGAGCCGAUACUUUGCUGGGCGCAAUUAUUAUCCAUGAAGUGUAUGAAGAAGGAGCAGCGUCCAAAGAUGGAAGGCUCUGGGCUGGCGAUCAAAUCUUGGAGGUGAACGGAAUCGACCUAAGGAACGCAACGCACGACGAGGCCAUAAACGUUCUCAGGCAGACGCCUCAGAAAGUCCGCCUCACCGUCUACAGGGACGAAGCCCAGUAUAAGGAAGAAGACAUGUAUGAUGUGCUCAGUAUAGAGCUACAGAAGAAGCCAGGCAAAGGCCUUGGAUUAAGUAUUGUUGGGAAGAGGAACGACACUGGAGUGUUUGUGUCAGACAUUGUCAAAGGAGGCAUAGCAGAUCUGGAUGGGAGACUGAUGCAGGGAGACCAGAUAUUAAUGGUGAACGGGGAAGAUGUUCGAAAUGCUAACCAGGAAGCAGUGGCCGCUUUGUUGAAGUGCUCAUUAGGUACAGUCAGACUAGAAGUUGGAAGAAUAAAGGCAGGCCCAUUCCAUUCGGAGAGGAGAACGUCUCAGAGCAGCCAGGUCAGCGAGGGAAGCGGCAGCCUGUCAUCAUUCAGUUUCCCAGGUUCUGGAUCCAACCCACCAGAAAGUUACGAAAGUACUCUGAAGAAGAACUCCUUAGCAUCUGAAAUACAAGGAUUAAGAACAGUUGAAAUAAAAAAGGGCCCUUCAGAUUCCUUGGGAGUUAGUAUCGCUGGUGGCGUCGGAAGCCCUCUUGGAGACGUUCCGAUUUUUAUAGCCAUGAUGCAUCCUAAUGGAGUCGCAGCUCAAACUCAGAAAUUGAGGGUAGGGGAUAGGAUCGUUAGCAUUUGUGGAACACCAACCGAAGGAAUGACUCAUUCUCAGGCUGUCAGCUUGUUAAAAAAUGCUUCUGGCACUAUUGAAAUACAGGUUGUAGCUGGUGGAGAUGUCAGUGUCAUAACCAGCCAGCAGCAAGAUCCACCAACAUCUAGCCUUUCGUUUGCUGGACUAACAACAAACAGCAUAUUUCAAGAUGAUUUGGGACCUCCACAGUAUAAAACCAUCACUCUGGAUCGGGGACCCGACGGCUUGGGCUUCAGCAUCGUAGGCGGGUAUGGAAGUCCACAUGGAGACCUGCCCAUUUAUGUGAAGACUGUGUUUGCAAAGGGUGCUGCAGCAGAAGAAGGGCGACUGAAGAGAGGGGAUCAGAUCAUUGCUGUCAAUGGGCAGAGCUUGGAAGGGAUCACGCACGAAGAAGCGGUGGCUAUUCUAAAAAGAACGAAAGGAACGGUGACCCUGACUGUUCUCUCUUGAACCCUCUUCCCCCGA